Molecule: messenger RNA, 810 nt
Organism: Pneumocystis jirovecii RU7
Lineage: Eukaryota; Fungi; Ascomycota; Pneumocystomycetes; Pneumocystales; Pneumocystaceae
Exons: 8
Coding region: 1-621 (206 amino acids)
Biological process (GO): reciprocal meiotic recombination
Molecular function (GO): double-stranded DNA binding
Source: RefSeq, a predicted model, not a curated record
AUGAUUGGUCAUGGCUGGGAUCAAAAAAGUGUUUCUGAAAGUUGCUUAAUUUAUUUUAAUUGUGAUCAAGAAAUCAUGUCGAAAAAAAAUCUUUCAUUAGCAGAAAAGCGAUCACGUUUAGAAGAAUUGUUCCAUGAAUCAAAAGAAUUUUUUCAACUUAAAGAGAUUGAGAAGAAGGGUUAUCAGGAAAAGAAAAUUGUACUUCAAUCGAUUAAGGAUAUUUUGCAAUCACUUGUUGAUGAUGGUAUUGUUAAAAUGGAUAAAAUUGGGACAACAAAUUACUUUUGGAGUUUUCCAAGUGAAGCAAGGCAGUCAAGACAACUUCGUAUUACUACAAUGGAAAAACAACUUGAAACACUUCAAACAGAAGCACGGACAUUGCAAAACCAAAUUAACCAAGAGAUGAACCAACGUGAAGAUUCUCAAUUGCGUACGUCUUUAUUAAAAAAUGUUACUGAAAAAGAAAAAAAACAUAUGGAAAUUGUUAAGAAUCUAGAACGUUAUCGUGAUUUAGAUCCAACAGUCAUUGAGGCUAAAAAAAAAGCAACGCAAAUAGCAAAAGAUGCAGCAAAUCGAUGGACAGGGGCGUUAAGAGUAUUUUUACCAAUACAUGUCAACUAAUAUCCUGUAGAUAACAUUUUAAUUCUACAGAGCUAUUGUGUAAAUGAAUUAAUGGUGCAAAAAGAACUUCUUAUUUCGCAAUUUAAUAUUCCAGAAGAUUUAGACAAUAUUCCGUAAUCUACACUUCUAUAGUAAGGUUUUUAUACCAUUAUUUCUCUUGUUGCUUAAUUCUUUGCAUUUUUUCAAUUG